Molecule: messenger RNA, 1142 nt
Organism: Drosophila yakuba
Lineage: Eukaryota; Metazoa; Arthropoda; Insecta; Diptera; Drosophilidae
Product: probable enoyl-CoA hydratase
Exons: 2
Coding region: 30-1010 (326 amino acids)
Source: RefSeq, a predicted model, not a curated record
UGUCCACAGUUGUUGUUUUGAGCGGCGUAAUGAGCAGAUUUGUUUAUAAACUUUUACAGAGUGUAAACCAAACAAAUUCAGUCUGCAGACUCCUAUCUUUGUCUGCUGUAAGAAAUGCGGAGAGGGAAUCUCAAGAGGGGGUCCCAGCCCGCACAGUUCUGGUGGAGAAGGACUCGCACAUAACACUUAUUGGUUUAAAUCGUGAGCAGCAGCGCAAUUCGAUUGAUGCCAACACCGCGGAGCAGCUGACCGAAGCCAUCAGCCAAUUUGAGGCGGAUGAUAGUUCACCGGUGGGUGUGCUCUACGGCAUAGGUGGCUCCUUUUGCGCCGGCUAUGAUCUGGAGGAGCUAGAGGCGGAGGCGCAACGCGGCAGCCUCAACUUUCUGUUGCGUCACGAGGGCUCCGUCGGACCAACUAGGCGACAUCUCCGCAAGCCACUCGUUUGCGGCAUCAGCGGAUUCUGUGUGGCCGGAGGACUGGAGCUGGCUCUUAUGUGUGAUCUCCGGGUGAUGGAGGACACUGCCGUGUUGGGAUUCUUUAACCGACGGCUUGGGGUUCCUCUGAGCGAUGGUGGAACUGUGCGUCUAGCCGCUGCAGUGGGUUACUCCAAUGCCAUGGACAUUAUCGCAACAGGAAGACGCAUCUACUCCGGGGAGGCCCGCCGAUUAGGUUUGGUGAAUCGCGUUGUAGCCACGGGCACAGCCUUGGGCCAAGCUGUAAAUCUGGCCUUUUCCAUUGCAAAGUUCCCCAUGGCUUCCCUAAUGCACGACAGGAAUGCUGUUCUUGAAAAUGCCAAUGCCUACAACAAACAAGGAUUCCAUGUGGCCAGCUACAAUGAGGUCAUGAAUGUAACCUCAGCCAUGAUAGCAGAUAUGCAGGAGGGCGUAAAGCGUUUCAAGAACUCUGAAAUAAAGGGCGCCAAAACCGAUUCGUGGAGCAUCAAGGAGAAAACCAUUCCCGAUUGGGAAAAAGCCGAAAUCGAGAUCGAAAAACAAAAGCAAAAGACAUGACAUAGCAAACUGAUAUAUAAAAACUUGUAGAUCCUCUGGUUAGUUGCAAUACUUUGUUGUUAUUUAUAAAACGAAAGCCUUUAUUCACGUAAAAUACAUUUAUUUAAUGAUUUAUGUAGUUGACCGCCUAAA